AUGGGACAGGUGGCAACCGCGAUCUGCGGGAAGCUGCUGGGUAGCAGCGCCUUCUGCCAGUCCAAGUGCAGGAACAUCAACUGCUGUACUUCGAGCGCGGAGCUCAAGGUCUACGACCCCUUCUCCCGACCGCCUUGGAUGCAGCAGCCGCCCGUCUACGAUCCCCGGUGGCCCCGCCAACAACCCCGGGCGCCCACCGACGGCAGUGACACGGAGCUUCCGAGCGAGCGGUUCGCCUGCAAGAAACUCAAGCUGAUGACGUCCAUCUGGGUGGACAGCAGAAAGCGUGCGGCCGGGACGGAUGCGGACUUCGAGUUUGACGUCGGGCAGACGGUGCACCUCCAAGGCUCGGCGCGGCUUUCCGUGUUCAAGAUUCGGGUUGCGGACACCUUUCUUAGCACCGAUCGGGGCACCUACAUGUACUGGAGGGCCCAAGCCUUGGAGACGCUCAACUGGGCGCAGCUUCCUGUCGGAGCCUACACGGGCGCUACCAACGAGAUCACCGUCUCCCACGACGUUUCGGAGAUGAGGGAGCUCCUCUCACUGCGAAAGCAGCUCACGCAUGAGGCCUAUCGCCAAGCUUGGAUGGAGGGAAUUCCUGGUGAGGCCGUGAUCUCCUACCGUUUCGAGUCUCGCAACCAUGUGGUCAACCUGGUUUGCGUGCAAAAAGUAGGACUUUCGCCCUUCACUGACAAGGUGUAUCAGCUCGACAGGCACAACAGUCGACCGCACGGUCACUGGCGCAACUUGAUCUUUGAAGUGAUCAGCUUCCUCGCGCCUGGAGGGUACCUGGUCCUGGAGCAGCGAGGCGAGAUCGCAGUUGGA
Symbiodinium pilosum is the source of this 825-nucleotide messenger RNA. NCBI's taxonomy places the organism in Eukaryota, Dinophyceae, Suessiales, Symbiodiniaceae. The record is from the annotation of a GenBank genome assembly.